AUGUUCAUUGCUGCCAAAUAUGAAGAAAUUCACCCAAUGAAAUUAUCUGUUGUUUAUGAGAAAAUAGCUCAUAAAAAAUUAACAACUGAUCAAAUUAAAAAGAAAGAGAGUGACAUUCUCUAAACUAUUGGAUUUGAUCUAGUUGGGGGAACACUAUUUGACAUCUUGCUUGAGAAAAAUUACAAAUAUUUAAAAAAACUAUGUUUGUAUCUUUCCAAAAUGGUUUUGUUUGAUUAUGAGAUUUGCGGCAAGUAUAAUUAUACUUUAUUGGCUGCUGCUUUAAUUUUUGUUGCAUUUAAAAUAGUUGAACAAUUAGAUACUACUUUCAAUGCUGAUAGUUAAAUUAAGGAUGUUGCUUAAAUUAUUUAAGUUGAUCAAGAUUAGUUAGUAGAAGUUGCAGCAAAAAUCUUGAAUUUGGCUAAAAACUUUGAGAAACACUUUCCCAAUUUAGAAAAUUUAAAAAAAUUUAAUGGAUUUUAGUUAGAAGAUGAUGAAUAAUGA
Messenger RNA from Paramecium tetraurelia, 501 nucleotides. RefSeq lists its product as uncharacterized. NCBI's taxonomy places the organism in Eukaryota, Ciliophora, Oligohymenophorea, Peniculida, Parameciidae. The transcript has 3 exons. The record is from RefSeq and is a predicted model, not a curated record. Gene Ontology annotation, cellular component: cyclin-dependent protein kinase holoenzyme complex; cytoplasm; nucleus. Gene Ontology annotation, molecular function: cyclin-dependent protein serine/threonine kinase regulator activity. Gene Ontology annotation, biological process: mitotic cell cycle phase transition; regulation of cyclin-dependent protein serine/threonine kinase activity.